AUGUCUCUGGCUGGCGAUACAUCUGGCGCCCGCAAAAGAAAGAGAAAGAGAUCGAAAAAUGUUGUGGCCCACCAGCCUGAAGCAACGGAUGUUCAUGUGAACCGUACAAACAAAAAAAUCCGAUUUGACGAAGAUCUGGAGCCAUCAGAGCACAUUCAAGAUGAGGUGAAGGAAGAGGUGGAGGAGCAUGCUCAUGAUGUGCCCGCUGAGCAUGAACUGGUACAUCUUGAAGCUGCUGAAAUUAGUACAGAUGUUUUGAAGUCUGAAUCAAAUGCCUCCAAACGCCCUGAUACGGGAAGUCAAGACAGAACGAAAGUCAUCGACAGUUCCAAGUCCGAAGUGUCUACUCCAAGUCCCAAGAAGAAUAAGAAGAAGGACCUGAAAAAGGGAAAGAGAGUGUUUUUUGCUGAUGAUGAUGACGACGAUGACGAGCCAAGCCUGGCCUUUAACCUCUCGUCGAGAAAACUGAAGGCUGCCAUGGCCGAAAGAGCAUCAGACUUGCUUUCCAUCCGUGAAAGACUCCCGAUCUACCAGCAUAAGGACACCAUUAUCGACUACUUCCAGCAGAACCAGGUGAAUGUGAUCAUUGGAGAGACUGGUUCCGGUAAAUCGACGCAGAUCCCCCAGUUUCUUAUUCCUCUCAACAAAAAGCGUAUUGCCGUCACCCAGCCUCGUCGAGUGGCUGCUGCUUCGUUGGCCACAAGAGUCAGCGAGGAGCAUGGAACGCCGUUGGGCCAUGAGAUUGGUUACCAGGUGAGAUUCUCUAACAUCACCAGUUCUCAAACGAAAUUGAACUACUUGACCGAUGGUAUGCUCAUCCGAGAAUUGAUGUUGGACGAGACACUUUCAAAAUACUCGACGGUGAUCAUUGAUGAGGCGCAUGAAAGAACGGUGUUGACUGAUCUCAUCUUGGGUUUUUUGAAACAGCUUAUUCUCAGCAAGAAGCGCACUGACCUCAAAAUCAUCAUCAUGUCGGCCACGUUGAAUGCUGAACUCUUCAGUAAGUUUUUCGAUAAUGCCCCAAUCUUAUUUGUGGAGGGUAAGAUGUAUCCUGUUUCCAGACACUACUUAAGUGGAUCUUCUGAAGAUAUCGUCGAUACUAUGGUCCGUACCGUGGUGCAAAUUAAUUCCGGAGAACAGGAGGGUGAUAUUCUCUGCUUUUUGCCUGGUCAAGAGGAAAUCGACAACUGUGUAAGCAUUUUGAACACCGUGGCUCCACAGCUACCGAAGGAAGCACCUCUUAUUGUACCUCUUCCGUUGUAUGCUGCGUUGUCACCUGCUCAACAGUCUAAGAUCUUUGAAUCGCUUCUGGGUCGUAAGAGGAAGGUAAUUUUGGCCACUAACAUUGCAGAAACUUCCAUCACGGUUAGCGGAGUUAAAUACGUUGUGGAUUCUGGGUUGAGAAAGGUCAAGGUAUGGAAGCACCAAUUGGGACUCUCGACAUUACUCACUACACCAAUUUCCCAGGCUUCGGCCAGACAGAGAGCAGGAAGAGCAGGAAGAGAGAGCGCAGGUAAAGUAUUUCGCCUUUACUCGGAAAAGCUACUUUUGACCAAGCUUCCGAAGCAACAGGAAUCAGAAAUCAUGAGAAACGAUGUGAUUCUUCCAAUUUUGACUUUAAAGAAAUUGGGAGUCGAUGAUCUUCUUAAUUGGACUUGGCUUGAACAUCCUGGUCAGGAGGCCAUUUUGAGUGCGUUGAGCACUUUGCACUCUUUGGGAGCUUUGGAUAACUCCGGCAAGAUCACGUCUCUUGGUUAUAAGAUGGCCGUCUUGCCAUUACCUCCAGCCCUUUCAGCCGUCCUCAUCAGUGCGUUGGAUUACGGAGUUUUGCAUGAUGUAAUCGACAUCGCCUCUUGUCUCUCGGUAGAUAAUCUCAUAUUGAACAUUGGAGGCAACGGAGAGUUGAGAGACGAAAUCAACCAAAAGAGAAGACAAUACAGUCCAUUGGGAAAUAAGCUGGGUGACUUGAUUGCGCUCAAGGAAUACUUGUCGUACUUUCAGAGCUUGAACAACUCCAAAAACACCACCGAGUUGAAAUUAUGGUGCAAGGAGCUCCACUUCAGCUAUAAGGGCUUCAGGAAUGUGUUGCGUGUAAGAAAGCAAUUGAUUGACUACAUGACCACCACUAUCAGACAAGAUGAUUCACUUUCUCAGCAUGAGAGAGAGCAGCAGUUGAGAAAACUCAAGGCCCAGAUCCAUGAGAAGGAUGGAGAUUCAAGUGACGACGAGGAUUACAUGUCCGAUCUCAAAAAGCUGUUGGAUAUCCCACUGAUUAUGAAGUCUUUUCUCAAGGGUUAUGCUCUCAAUACUGCCAUUGGAAUGCCUGACAGAUCCUUCCGCACAUGUUCCACUGGUCAACUCAUCAGUAUUCAUCCCUCGUCCAACUUAUUUGGCCGGCCCAACAUGGAUGCCAUCAUGUACAUCGAAUACGUGUACACGGCCAAGGCGUAUGGUAGGAACUGUUCGGCCAUUGAGCUUAGCUGGCUUCAGGAGGCCGCACCACAUCUUCUUGGUAGCACCAAGAUCAGCAUUAAUGAGUGA
Molecule: messenger RNA, 2541 nt
Organism: Sungouiella intermedia
Lineage: Eukaryota; Fungi; Ascomycota; Pichiomycetes; Serinales; Metschnikowiaceae
Source: the annotation of a GenBank genome assembly